AUGGAAGCUAGGAGCCGGGCUCCCAGAAGACAGCCGUGCCCGCCUGGGAUCACUUGGCUGGCCCUGGCCUAUCUGCUCAGCUGCCUGCUUGCCUCCAGCAAGGCCAAGGUCUUCAGUCGCUGUGAGCUGGCCAAAGUGCUGCAUGACUUCGGUCUGGAAGGCUACCGGGGAUAUAACCUGGCUGACUGGAUCUGCCUUGCGUACUACGCAAGCGGCUUCAAUACGGAUGCUGUGGAUCACGAAGCUGACGGAAGCACCAACAACGGCAUCUUCCAGAUCAGCAGCCGGAAGUGGUGCAAAAACCUCGCCCCGAACGGCCCCAAUCUUUGCAGGAUAUACUGCACGGAUUUGUUGAGCAAUAAUCUCAAAGAUUCUGUCGCCUGUGUCAUGAAGAUAGCUCAAGAGCCCCAGGGCCUGGGCUAUUGGGAAUCCUGGAGGCACCACUGCCAGGGCAGGGACCUCAGUGACUGGGUGGAUGGCUGUGACUUCUAGGACCCUCUCUGGAUGGACUAAGCCACACACAGCUGGCUGGGAAGUGUGGACUUGUUCCUGA
Molecule: messenger RNA, 553 nt
Organism: Rattus rattus (black rat)
Lineage: Eukaryota; Metazoa; Chordata; Mammalia; Rodentia; Muridae
Gene: Spaca3
Product: sperm acrosome associated 3
Exons: 4
Coding region: 1-492 (163 amino acids)
Biological process (GO): fusion of sperm to egg plasma membrane involved in single fertilization
Cellular component (GO): sperm flagellum; acrosomal vesicle
Molecular function (GO): lysozyme activity
Source: RefSeq, a predicted model, not a curated record